UAACAUCCCCGAUCCGGGAAGGUGUGAGGCGAGGCCACCUGUCAGGAAAGAUAAUAAUUCAUCCUCAUCACACACUAUUUUAAAGCCCCGCGGUUCUUCGGCACGUUAUUUAUUAUCCAGCAGCAUGUCGGUCGACAGCGUGUUCAGGACCCGCUCGCUCGGCGUGCCCUCCGAGGGGCUGCCCGACCAGUACGCCGACGGCAAGGCGGCCAAAGUGUGGGAGCUGUACAUCGGAGACAUCCAGAGCAGGACGAAGGAGUACAAGAGCUGGGUGGUGUCCCUGCUGAAGCAGCACGGGGUGCGGACGGUGCUGGACACAGCCUGCGGAACCGGAGUUGACUCCAUCAUGUUGGUGGAGGAGGGCUUCAACAUGGUCAGUGCCGAUGCCAGUGACAAAAUGCUCAAGUAUGCACUGAAGGCCCGAUGGGACAGAAGAAGAGAGCCAGCUUUCGACCAGUGGGUGAUUGAAGAAGCAAACUGGCUCUCGUUAUCAGAAGACAUUCAGAAACCAGGAGCCGGCUUCGAUGCCGUCAUCUGCCUCGGCAACUCCUUCGCUCACUUACCAGACUUUAAGGGGGACCAGAGUGACCAAAAGUUGGCCCUGCGCAACAUCGCCAGCAUGGUCCGACCGGGCGGCAUCAUGAUCAUCGACCACCGCAACUACGACUACAUCCUGGAGACGGGACGGGCACCGCAAGGCAAAAACAUUUACUACAAGAGCGACCUGACUCAGGACAUCUCCACCUCGGUGCUGUGGGUCAACAAUAAACCACACAUGAUCACUCUGGACUACACCAUCCACGUACCGAUGGCCACCCAGCAGAACCUCCCUGAAGUCAGUAAAUUCCGCCUGUCCUACUACCCUCACCGCUUGGAGAGCUUCAGCGCGCUGCUCAAGGAGGCCUUUGACGGCAAAAUGCAGCACAACGUCUUCGGAGAUUUCCAGACCUACGUGCCGGGUCAGAGCCAGGUGCCGUGCUACUUCAUCCACGUCUGCAAGAGGACGGCGUAGAAGAAGAUCCAACCAAUCAGUGAUCACACACGGGCUCCUUGGAAUUAACAUAGUACCCUAACAAUCCCACAGAUUUGGGCAUGAUUUUAUUUGAAUAUCUUUUUAGUAAACACAUUAGAAAAGAAAAAAGUGGCUUUAGAAGAAACAGUCAUUUAUAUUUUAUCUCAUUUGAAAACAGACGUAAAGAUCUGCAGAUUGAAUCGUUUUAGUCUAUGUUCUUAUGAUUUGAGAUACUUUUUUUUUUCUUUAAACAGGUUUGAAAAACAUGUAGCCUACACAUUUUAUAAAUAUAUUGGACCAUUGUUUUCCCUGAUGCGCUAAGCGCUGCUUUUCUCUCUUCAUCAUGUGUUUCCUUCUCUCAGAUUUUGAACGAGUUUCAAAAUUGGUGCUGUACAUUAGUGCCAUUUUUCAUGAUGGGAUACUUCCUGUUUACCGCCAGUGACGUACAGAGAUCAUCUUAGAUGAUAGUAUUUUGUACAUUUACCACAUAGGUCUUAAAAACACAGAUGAAGCAUCUGUGGCUUUGAGUAUAGAAAUCUUUCUUAUUUAUCUAAUUUUCACGCUGGAAAAGAUGAUGGAGUUAAUUUAGUUUGUGACUUUGUUUCCGUUCAGAGGCCCCGCUUGACAGUAUAUAUGAUGUUCAAUAUUCUUAAAAAUUAUAGCCUCUUUAAUUUGUUUCAAGGUUGCGCUGGUUAAGUAAGUCCAGAAAGCAGAAAGUGAAGCCUGUAAAUCACUGAUCACUUAAAAUGAAUUUAUUUAACAAAACGAGAAGCAGGUUGAGAAUCCACUACCCUGAAGUGUCCUUCAUCACUGUACGGCAUUCAAACAGGAGCCACGGCUAAAGAAAGCAAUGCUUCCAGUAAAACUGGUCAAAACAUUUAACAUUUGAACACACUAUGGCUGUAUUUUUAUUUGUUAAGAAUGACCAACAACUGGCCACUGGGCAGCAGCAGCCGACUCAAAUUUAAAGCCCUUUCAGUUUUACUCACUACUUUUUUUUUUUUUUCCUUUUUUUUUUAAAGCCAGUGAUUCAAAUACUGUAAUAAAUUCAAAAAUUCAAAUUCAGUAAUAAAAUUACUGAAAAUACAACACUCAUCACAAACGUAUCAACCAAAGAUGCUUCAACUCAGUUGAGUCGUCACUUUCGAAGUAAGAAAAACAUGAAUGUUUUUCAUAAAUGCUGCACAGGAGACACAGGAGAAGAGACGCAGGGCACCGUCUCGGAUGACUGACGAAAAAAUAUAUUCCUUUGUUGUGCUGUCUAAAAUUGUAUUAUUUAAUUUUUUUUCCUUUGAUGCCAAAUUUGAAAUGUUUUCACUUGAAUGCGACAGGAGCUUCAGCGCAGACGACCCGAAACAAAGGUUCCGAUUGUCCGUCUGAGCAGGCCACGGGUGCAUUAAUGUGCCUCUGAAUGUGUGUCAUGCAGAACUAAAACAUACAUUACAUAAUUGGGUUCAUAAAGUGGUGAGAAUGGUUGAAUAUUUGAGUGAACUUUAUGUAAACAUUAGAAAAAAAAUGUCUUAAUGUGUUGGCAGUUCUUACAAAAAUAAAGUCUGAAACAUUUUCUAAAGUUCA
This is a messenger RNA of Cololabis saira (Pacific saury), 2587 nucleotides long. It is a transcript of the gene gnmt, whose product is annotated as glycine N-methyltransferase. The coding region runs from base 125 to 1012 and encodes 295 amino acids. NCBI's taxonomy places the organism in Eukaryota, Metazoa, Chordata, Actinopteri, Beloniformes, Belonidae. Gene Ontology annotation, molecular function: glycine binding; glycine N-methyltransferase activity; S-adenosyl-L-methionine binding. The record is from RefSeq and is a predicted model, not a curated record. Gene Ontology annotation, cellular component: cytosol. Gene Ontology annotation, biological process: one-carbon metabolic process; regulation of gluconeogenesis; S-adenosylmethionine metabolic process. The transcript is spliced from 6 exons.